CGAGUUUGUGCUGAAAAGAUGGCGGCGCCUGGUGUGCAUGCGGGUUAUCAGCUUCUCGGGAGCACGCGAAGGUUAUUACAGAAAUUGGACAAAUAUGCUGUUUUCAGAAGUUAUUCUGGGAGCUCUGCGCUGAAUCAAAAUGCUGCAGCUGCACCACAAGGUGCAGGCUGUUCAGAAGAAAUAGUACUUCCAAGGAAGAAAAAGUGGGAUAAGAUCGCUGUUCUUCAAGCCCUUGCAUCCACAGUCAACAGGGAUCCCACAGCUGCACAUUAUAUGUUCCAAGAUGACCCGUAUCUCAUUCCUAAGACAUCUGCUGAAUUUAAAUUGUACUCCCUCUCCCAAGAGUCUGGGAGAAACACUGCUAAGUACAUUAUAAAUACCUACCCAAAGUACUUCCAGAAGGAUUAUGCAGAACCACAUAUUCCAUGUUUAAUGCCAGAAGCGUUUGAGCCUCAAAUUAAUGACAUCAGUGAAAAUGCUCUGAAUGAGCGGAUUCAGCUCCGACAAGUAAAAGCAGCUGUGGAUAUCUUUGACCAAUUAAUUCAAGGGGGAACAACAGUAUCUAUUGAAACCACAAACAAUCUGUUGGAUUUGCUGUGCUUCUAUGGCGACAGAGACCCUGUUCGAGAUGACCAGCCUGAACAUAAGGAAGCUGAUGAAGUGGAAGCUGUCCAAGAGGACUUUCAGAAGAGACAGAAAGGACGGCUACGCAAAGCUUCAGAUUUGAUAGGAGUGGUCUGGAGAGAGAACAACAAUGCAGAAAGGAUUUUCAAUAUGAUGCCAGAAAAAAGUGAACGUUCCUUCUGCGCUCUGAUCAGGGGGAUGGUGAAGUAUGGUGCUUACACAAAGGCAUUUAGCGUGUAUGCUGAUUUAUUGAAUCAUCGAAUGACUGCGGAUGUCCACACGUUCAAUGCACUUAUAGCUGCCGCACCAAAUACGAGGGAGAAAUACAAUGAGAAAUGGGAGCUUAUUGUGGAAACCUUGAAUCAGAUGAGUGAGCAGAAGGUGCAGCCUAAUCUAUUGACAUUCAAUGCAGUCUUGAAGAGCCUGAGGAAGUGUGGCUCACUUGCCAGAACACAGUCCUUGCAAACACUCAAUGAAAUGAAAGCUCUGGGCAUUGAGCCAAGCUUGGCAACGUUUGACCACCUGCUCGGUAUCUUCUACAAAGCUGCCUCCUCUGUCAGAGGGCCGACUGACAUGAUCUUCGAGGUGCUUGAUGAAAUUGAGGGCAAGAGCUUUGUGGCUCAGGAUCCAGAUGAUGUAUAUUUCUUUUCCAAUGCAAUGAGAGUAUGCCUGGAUCUGAAAGAUGUAGAGUUGGCCUACAGGCUGCACCAGCUAUUAGGGGAAGGAGACAACUGGAAAUUGCUGGGUGAUGCUUUCCAGCAGAGUGUCUUUUAUGGCAGAUUUUUCAACCUGCUGUGUAUGAUGGAACACAUUGAUAUGGUGAUGAAGUGGUACAAGGACCUGAUCCCAUCACUCUACUACCCCAAUUCUCAAGGGAUGAUGGACCUCUUACAGGCUCUGGAUACUGAUAGUCGAUUGGAUCUCAUUCCUCAGAUAUGGAAAGAUAUAAAACAGCUUGGUCACACAAACAAGGCAGAUCUUGUGGAAGAGGUGUUGGCACUGAUGGCACGAGACAAGCAGAGUCCGGAGGUGCAGGCAUCAUUUGCAGACUGCUCUCUGGCAGUGAAGUCUGUGUAUGAGGUGGGAGACCGGGGUCGCACUGCUUUAGCAUGGACUGCCAGUGCCUUGGGAAACAUCACCUCCCUCUUACUGAGAGCAGGGAGAAUGCAAGAAGCUUGGGGCAUACUUAAGCUGUUCAAAGCAAAUAACAGAAUUCCUGGAGAGGCGCUGCUAGCCGAGUUUUUGGAGUGUGCUAAAGAAAGAAAAGACAAUGACCUGGCUAUAGACCUGGUGAAGCUGGCGGCCAGUUUCAGCUUGACCACUACAGCAAAGUUGGCAAGUAGGGUGAAGGAAGAAUUUCUGCUGUCUGAGGAACAAAAGAAAUCCUUGGAGGAGUUGGCUGUCUUGAGCAGUGACAGUAGUAGUAGUGAUAGCGACAGUGAUGGAGAGUGACUUCUACAGCAGCACAUUAACCUGCACUGAAGCUCCACCAAGCGUAAUAAGAUCCCCCAUAGGUGCCUGCAGCACCACAAUGUGAUGGACUGUGGACCAUGUUUAAUUUUAAAUGUGCAAAUUUGUAAGAAGCCUGCAUUAUGUAUUACAAGCAAAUUUAUAGCACUCAACUUAAUUUAAAAUAAAUGACAAUACAAUGUAUAUUAAUGUUAUACUUACUGAAAUAAAGAUCAUUUACUGCAGUUGCAUUUUUGCCC
Molecule: messenger RNA, 2333 nt
Organism: Polyodon spathula (Mississippi paddlefish)
Lineage: Eukaryota; Metazoa; Chordata; Actinopteri; Acipenseriformes; Polyodontidae
Gene: ptcd3
Product: pentatricopeptide repeat domain 3
Exons: 24
Coding region: 19-2076 (685 amino acids)
Biological process (GO): mitochondrial translation
Cellular component (GO): mitochondrion
Molecular function (GO): ribosomal small subunit binding; protein binding; rRNA binding
Source: RefSeq, a predicted model, not a curated record